GGUCCUUGAAGAUACCUUCCAGAUGAGUUGGCCAAACUGCUGGAUGCCUGCAUUUCUAGCUCCAGGCUCGUUCUGCUGGUGAGGAUCCCUGGCUAGCAAGGCGGAGAGCCCCUGCCCCUGGAGUUUGGAUUGCUGCUCAGAGAUCCAGUGGUCACAGAGGAAAGAGCCCGCACAGGAGCACACAUCUGAGACCCGCGUCAUGCCGUGGACCCCGUUGCUGCUGCUCCUGACUCUGCUGAGCUGGAGUGGGGCCGGCCCCUCGCAACAGGAGAGGGUCCCUUUCUUAGGACUCACUCCUCAAAGAGCCUGGGGGAGUGGCGGCAGCAAUUCCACGGCAUCACCUUGUGAGGGGCUCCCCUCCGCGGGAGCCAUGGCCUGGACUGUGGCGAACCUCAGCCUGGAGCACCUGCCCCGCUGCCUGCCAAACGCGCUGCAAAGCCUCGAUGGCAGCCACAACCUGCUGCACGCCCUGAGUGGGACUGAGCUCAGCCAUCUGCCCGAGCUGCAGGAGCUCACGGUGCACCACAACCGCAUCUCCACGCUGAGCUGGGGUCCCGGCUGGCCUACCCAGCUGCGCGUGCUGGACCUCAGCCACAAUCAGCUGGACCAGCUGAAGCCGUGCGCCGGGCCCACCCUGCGUGGUCUGCGCGUACUGGAGCUCUCUGGGAACCCGCUGCGGGCGCUGCCGCCUCGUGCCUUCGUCUGCUUUCCUGCGCUGCAGCGGCUCAACCUCUCCUACACCGAGCUGGGCCUCAGUGCACAAGGGGGAAUCGCGCUGGAGGCGUUCGCAGGAGAGGCUGGCAAAGCCCUGGCCACUCUCAGGGUUCUGGAUCUCAGCGGCACGCAGCUCCAGCAAAUUGAAUCUGAGUGGAUGGGAGACCUGCCGAGCCUCACACAGCUCCAUCUGCGGAAGAUGCCGCGGCUGAGGACCCUGGAGGGAGACAUUUUCAGGAUGACCCCCAACCUGCGCCAGCUGCAUUGCCAGGACUCCCCCGCGCUGACUUCCAUCCGCACACCCCUCUUUGAGGACACCCCCUCUCUGCAGGUCCUUCUGUUGCACAAUUGCAACUUGAGCUCCUUCCCUCCUUGGACCAGGAAUUCCUCCCAGGUGCUGUCUGUUUCCCUCUAUGGCAAUCCUCUCACUUGCAGCUGUGAGUUAUCCUGGCUCCUGGAUAAAAAGAGAACUGUCGUGCGCAGGGCGGCGGACACGAUGUGCACACCGGCUGCAGGGCCCAGGGCCCCCUUCUCAGCACCUCUUCCACUCUCCCAGCUGCUGGGUAUGUGCAGGAUGGACCACAGCACCACACUCCUGCCUUCACAUCUACACUCUUCUGCUGGCUCAGCCUCCACACCAACCUCACCAGGGCCCUCCGCUCCACCUGCCAGAGGCCAGCCAAGUGUCACCGCAGCCUCAUCCCACUCCACACCAUCCCUCACACAGGAUUCCAGGACACACCUUGGCACCUUGGGGGGUACCGUCCCUGCCAGUGCCCACCCUACAGCAGCAGCUCACAGGCCCAGCAGCACUGCAUCCAGCACUGUCGGCACCAGCAGGACAGAGCACCUAGGAAAACACACUGUCAGUCUGGUCCCAAAGCCCUGGGUCUCAGCUGCCACCACCUCGCCAGUCACCAAACACCUUAGCCCCAUCCCUACUUUAGGGAGCACCACAAGCAGGACUCAACCCAACCAGAGGAUACAGCCCACCUCCCGGGCCCCCUACUCCAGUCCUUCAGAUGACGAGAUUCCAGUCAUUCUACUGGAUGACAGUGAGGAGGAAGGGAUGGAGGGGACCAACGCGGUGAGACUGCCCCACCGUAGCGUCCCCUGCGAUUACGACCCAUGCAGACACCUGCAGACCCCGUGCGUGGAGCUGCAGAGGCGCUUACACUGUGCCUGUCCUGGCCUCACUAUGGAGGACACUGUUCCUGACCUGCCCCGGCUACAGGUGCUGUCGGAGGUGACUGACACGUCGGUGCUCGUCCGCUGGUGCGCCCCCUACUCAGUUGUGCGAGCCUACCAGAUCCACUAUUCUGUGGAGGGCGAGGUGGGGAGCCAUUUGGUGGUGAAGGACAUCUAUGCUACUGCCCGACAGCACCCUCUGUACGGGCUGUCACCAGGCACCACCUACCGUGUGUGCGUGGUGGCAGCCAAUGCCGCAGGCCUGAGCCAAGCAUGGGCUGUGGGCUGGAAAAGACCGUGCGCCACUGUCACCACCAAGCCCAGCCUGGUGGCCAUCCUGGUGGCAUUGGGCGCGGCCUGUGGUCUGCUGCUCACCAGCACCCUGGUGCUGUCUGCGUGCCUCUGCCGGCGGGUCCGGAAGCCAUGUGGGCACAACCAUGGCGAGUACCUGGUGGCCUUCAAAAACCCUUAUCUGCUCCCUUUUGAAAACCCUGGACAAGACUGCAGGCAGAGCCAGGUGCUGGGGCUCUGCCCUGAGGCAUCCGUCCCCUGCGCCACACCCACGAGGGAAGAACUGGCGUUGGACAGCGUGGUGAAGCUGCACACCUUCACUUAGCCACUUCCUUCUUCUGUGAAGCUGAUUUCCAUCUGGAAGGAACAGGGGGCCCCAAACAGCCCUGUUAGUUCCCAUUCCGGGAGGCCACCAUGGCUCCAGGCCCGCUACAUCUGUCCAAGGACCCAUGCUUUUCCUUCCUUCUCUGCUGUCCCUGCUGGUUGAGGCCAGGCCACUCCCACUGUUACCCAGCAUCCCUUCCUGGUGCUCCUCUGGGGUUCUCACACGCCAGCACUCCACAGGACCCAGCAGCAGAGGACACAGAAGCAGGAAGAGAGAAAUCGCACCGCCUGGCCUCCUCUGCCGUACUGCCAACUACAGCCUUGGGUCUUUUCAGGGCAGGUUCACUUGUAGUCCAGGUCUGGCCAAAGGGUGAGGAGGCAUUUUGUCCAGGAAUUGGCUCCUGAGAACUGGCGGGCAGGGUGCUGCCUCCAGUGGCUGCUCAAGGGAGGCCUUCUGGGUCUAUGAGUGGCAUUUUAGAAUUCAAAAGUAUGCUUCAGGCCUCGCAGUGAAAACCAGUCUUUCAGGAAGGUCUGUACAAUGCUGUAUUUACCCAAGACUGAGUAGACAAAAGCAGUAUAAAUUCUUUUUAGAAAGCACAAGAAGCUCACUUUCAGGAUUGUUAUCAUUUGAUCAGAGUGAAGAAAUGAGCAAAAACCGUGCAGAUUCUGACUGGAAGCAGAAGCAGUGCUACGCUCCCCAGUUACCAGGGUGUUAGUGGUUUUUCACUUUAAUUCAAACUGGGAAAAAAGUGAUCCUAUGAAAUUAUGUUUGGGGCCCAAUUUCUAGAUUUAAAUUUUUUAUGCUAGCAUUUGUUAAUCUGCUGUGGCUUACAACAACAGAAACUUUCUGUGUUACAGUUCAGGCCAGAGAUCUGGAAGCAAACUACAGUGUGACCAGGCUGGCUCCUCGUGGAGGCUAUGAACUGUGCCUCCAUUUCCCAGCUUUCACUGGUACCCCCUGGCUUGCAGACUUCAGGCUCAUCUGUGUCGCUGUCACCCCAGGGCCUUCUGUCUCCCUCUCCCCACUUAAAAAAAAAAAAAAUAAUAAAGGCACAGGUCAGUACAUGGAACCUUGCCCUGAUGGACUGUAACUGCAAAGACCUUAUUUCCAAAAAGGGCACAUUCACAGGUACUGCGGGUUGGAAGGCUGGAACUCAUCUUUUUGGGAGACAAAACAGAACUCACACAGACUUAUUUCUAUUGUAAGAAAAUGUUAAACUUGAGCCCCAUGUAGCUUGUUUGCAAGCCACCCUACAGAGUCUUCAGUACAUCCAAUUCUCACCCUAGCAGAAGUUGUAGGUUCCCAGGCUAAUAAAGAACUCAACGCACCCCUUUAAAGUGCAGGUUUGUUGAUUCCUGUCAGGGAAAAAAAAUUUUCAGGAUGAGUCAGUAGAGGCAGGAGGAGGAUUAGAGAACACCAGAAGCUGCCAGCACUGGGGUGCCCCGGCCUGUGGCGUCUAAGCCAGCAGAAGGCACACCUCUAAGAGCUGUUCGCAAUAGGGGCCACUGCGGUGUCUGCUGUUGUGGUCUUCCAGGUCACAGUGCUGGACGGGCCCCUGGAAUGGGGAUGGACACAGCAUCAGGCUGCCUCCUGCCUUUGCUUCCCAGGCUGGAGGAAGAAGGAAAAGGAAUUCACAGGUGAAAGGGAAUGGGUAGGGAGCCCUGUGCCCGUGCAGCUGAGAGUGAGUCGCCUAGGUUCACGGGUUUUGGGAGAAGGGAAACAUCAGACCACCAACCUGGCUUGUUUUCUGAAAUUGCAAUUUUCCCUAAAAGAAAUUUAAAUUCUCAAUUUCCUGGAUUUUCUGAUUUAUUUUUCCCCCUGGUGUGUGUGUCUUGUCUUUUUGAGACAAUGUCUUAUUAUAUGCAGCUCAGAUUGGCCUCAAGCUUAGUCCUGGCUGAUCUUAAACUCACAAU
This is a messenger RNA of Octodon degus (degu), 4431 nucleotides long. It is a transcript of the gene Lrrn4, whose product is annotated as leucine rich repeat neuronal 4. The record is from RefSeq and is a predicted model, not a curated record. Gene Ontology annotation, molecular function: protein binding. The transcript is spliced from 5 exons. Bases 200 to 2518 code for a protein of 772 amino acids. NCBI's taxonomy places the organism in Eukaryota, Metazoa, Chordata, Mammalia, Rodentia, Octodontidae.